AUGUCAGGCCUUUCCUGUUGUGUGGUCUCCUUCGUCAGCCUGCUGUUGAUCAGGAACGAGCCCAGGGACAUGUGCUUGCCCAACAUGGACACUGGGGGGGUAAGAAGGGCAAAGCAGGUCAAAGCUUGGAGCUAACCUCAUUUGGUUCUGUGGUUUAAACAUUGCAAAAUGUGUGUGACUGUGAUGUGCACAGGUUUUCGUUUGAACGCAUGCCUUUUUGUGUAUUGUCUGCAUGUGCAAUUGUGUGUAAAGUCAGUGACACUCUGUGAGAAUUGACUCUGCACCCAGUGUGCCCCUCACAUGCUAGCGUGAACGAGUUCAAGAUCAUGCACACUCUAAGUGAUGUGCUAGUGUGACUGAAACCUCUCUCCCUUACCAGGCUCAUCCAGUGAUGAGACCACCUUCAAAGAGUUCAUCCUGUCCCCCUACCUGUGGCUGCUGUCUGUGGGCUACCUGGUGGUGUUCAGGGUGAAGACGGCCUGCACUGACUGGGGCCAGCGCUUCCUCAUCCAGGACAAGGGCCAGUCAACACUCAUGGAUAUGGAAGUCUGAUACAUUAACACCGGCGUUGUCCCUCUGUUUUACGCAGGUUGAAGUCUAUUGUCAUAAGUCUUGUCCUGGAGGCAGAACAGCGAUUUCCCUUAGAUAGGCCUGCUGCAAAGUCAAAAUUGUCUAUAUUGUAGAAAUUAAUGCUUUUUGGUAUUAAUUUAAGGUUAGGGUCAGGCAUUAGGGUUAGCAGUGUGGUUAAGGUUAGGUUUAAAAUCAGAUUUUAUGACUAUGGCUGUGCCAGUUAGUGACCACUCUGCAGAGCUGCCUCCAGAACAAGAUUCAUGACGGAAAACGCUAACAUCCCUGUUUUAUCAGUAUGCAAUAGCCUACUGUUGAUAACUCAAUAAUAACUGCCUCUUGUUAAGCUUGCCUGAAUGCAGCUCUUUUUCACAGGCAGUUCCUACAUGAGUGCCCUGGAGGUGGGAGGCCUGUUGGGCAGUUUAGCUGCAGGAUACUUCUCUGACAAGGCUGUGGCACAAGUGGGUUGACAGUGGCAUCAUACAUUCAUUCAGAGCUCUAUAAAAAUCAAAGCAGUGCUUGUAAGGUACCAUAUUUCUUUUUGUACAGCAAGGCAUGAAAAGCCAUGGAAACCCCCGUCAUUUUCUCUUGAUCUCAAAUGAUGGCUGGGAUGUUUGAUUCCAUGUAUCUAUUCCGGGUCACUGUCACUCCAGACAGCCCAAAGGUAUAGUAAACACAUUAUGUUCCUCAAAUCUCCUUUCAGAGUCAAUACACUAUUAGUCUAUGUUUGUUAGUUCAUGGUUUUCUUUUUUAUGUUAUAAAUUCAGAUGUGGAUCCUCUUCUUGGGGGCUACUUUUGGCUUCUCAUCUUACGGACCAAUAGCCUUGUUUGGCGUGAUAGCCAAUGAGAGUGCUCCUUCAAACUAUUGUGGAAUGUCACAUGCUAUCGUUGCCCUAAUGGCCAACAGUAAGUUUAUCUCAACCAAAUUGUCUCAAAUCCUAAUGAAUAUUUUCACAAAAAACAUUUGUAAUGCAUUCUGGUGUCUUGGCUUUACUAGCAGUACCAGACAGGAAGUUCAAUGACUAAAUCUGUAUAUCCUAUUUAUGAGAACCAGCCUAAUUGACAUCCUUGUAUUGUUAUCAGUUGGUGGCUUCUGCUCUGGACUGCCGUUCAGCACCAUCGCCAAGCACCACAGCUGGGAAAUGGCCUUCUGGGUAGCAGAGAUCACCUGUCUCAUCACUACCAUCAGCUUCUUCCUGCUGCAGAACACCAGAACCAAGAUGGGUCACGUCCCAAAGAAGGCUGACUGA
Coregonus sp. 'balchen' is the source of this 1817-nucleotide messenger RNA. The record is from the annotation of a GenBank genome assembly. Lineage: Eukaryota; Metazoa; Chordata; Actinopteri; Salmoniformes; Salmonidae.